This is a messenger RNA of Camellia sinensis, 619 nucleotides long. The record is from RefSeq and is a predicted model, not a curated record. Lineage: Eukaryota; Viridiplantae; Streptophyta; Magnoliopsida; Ericales; Theaceae.
GCACUGUUCAUGUUAAUUCUGCUGGUUGAUGUUCUGCUAACCUCAGGUUUUGUAAUUUAUAUUUUCAUUCACAUGCAGUGGCCAAAAGGUCAUCACUUUUCGAUGAUCCAAUUAAGGAAAUUCAAGAAUUAACUGCCUUGAUAAAAGAUGACAUAACAGCACUUAAUGUGGCAGUCUCCGAUUUGCAAACCCUGCAAAACCUGGAGUUAGCUGAUGGAAAUUAUUCAGAAGAUAGAGCUGUUCAUUCUACAACUGUUUGUGAUGAUUUGAAGAACAAACUUAUGGGGGCUACCAAACAGUUUCAGGAUGUACUGACCACUAGAACAGAGAAUAUCAAGGCUCACGAGAAUAGGAAACUGAUAUUUUCUACAAAUGUAGCAAGAGAGAAUCCUUUGAGCAAUCCUCCGAAAACUGUGACUGAACCACCUCCUUGGUCAAAUUCAUCUGGCAGUUUGCAACAGUCAGUGUCACCACCAGAUGGGGUUCAAGUAGGCAGCCAAUUGAGGUGUGUUCUCACAUCAUUAUUCUAAAUGCUAAAAUUGAGUUUGAUGUUCAUACUCUUCUAUCUAGCACUCUAGCUUGACCAUGUUGCUAGUGAAAUCUUUUAAGAUCUGAAAAA